AUGAGACUAUCAAACUUCGCUUUCGGCGCCAUUUUGGCUGCCACUGGUAUUCACGCACAAGCUCCUCCCAAGUCAGCGCCUUCCGAGAUUCCUCAAAUCGGCAAAUUCACAGGACAGGGCUGCUAUUCCUCCAAGGCAAACAUGACGGCGCUCGACCCACAGAUUCCUGGCCAGAAAAUGUCAUCUGGAUCUUGUAACGAGGGUUGUAAGGGCGCCGGUUUUUGGGUAUCUGGUCUGCGUGGCCCGCAGUGCCUGUGCGGGUUUGCACUUCCGCCAAAGGCUGAUAUGGUGUCCGACUCGAAAUGCAAUGUUGGCUGCUCAUCAUAUCCCCAAGAAGCUUGCGGUGGUGAAGACGCUUACACUGUGUUCAACCUGGGUGUCAUGUUUGACAUUACCAGAUAUGACCCUUCCAGCUCUAGCACCACCGGUGGCAGCAAGACCAGCACUCCCGACUCAACUGGUCAUGGUGGAUCCCCGACAAGCACCGAUGCCACUGUCACCAAGACCGCAGAUCCCUCUGAUUCUUCCAAAUCGGACAAGGGCGGUCCCAAUGUUGCUGGUAUCGCUGCCGGCGUCGUCGUUGGUGUUAUCGCUGCUGGAGCCGCUAUUGGUGGCUUCUUCUUCUACAUGAGGCGCAAGCGUAAUGCCGAAAUUGAGGAAGAACAUCGCCGAAAUGCUGCUGUCAACGCAUUCAUCAGCGGUUCAAAGCCCCCGAGCAGCCACGGCAGCAUCUCCAUGACUGACUCUCGUAUGGACCCUGUCAUGGCUCACAGGAGGAUGAGCGAUGGUAGCAUUGCUGACAACGAGGAUUAUUCGCGAAGGAUCCUUCGGGUCACCAACGCAUGA
Pochonia chlamydosporia 170 is the source of this 846-nucleotide messenger RNA. Its product is annotated as WSC domain-containing protein. Bases 1 to 846 code for a protein of 281 amino acids. Lineage: Eukaryota; Fungi; Ascomycota; Sordariomycetes; Hypocreales; Clavicipitaceae. The transcript is spliced from 2 exons. The record is from RefSeq and is a predicted model, not a curated record.